This is a messenger RNA of Ictalurus punctatus (channel catfish), 872 nucleotides long. Its product is annotated as cystatin-like protein. The record is from RefSeq and is a predicted model, not a curated record. The coding region runs from base 90 to 590 and encodes 166 amino acids. Lineage: Eukaryota; Metazoa; Chordata; Actinopteri; Siluriformes; Ictaluridae. The transcript has 4 exons.
GUGUGUGUGUGUGUGUUACAGUGCAGCAGGGCAGAUACAAGAUUAGACACGAUCUGUGACACACACACAGCUCAGUCUUCCUGAACAACAUGGACGGUGCCCUAAAAGCUUUGCUGCUGGCAGCCCUGAUUCUUCUGGUUUCUGCCCAGACAUCUGAUAACUACAGAAGCUUGAACGGUUUAGUGAGAAAACACGUUGACAAAGCGCUGAAAAAGGCAAACCAAGACUUUGGAACGGGUUAUCAUAUUGCUUUUCAUUCACUCAUCACAACUCCAAUGACUAGAGAGAGCAUCCUGAACGUAAAUGUCCUUCUGAAAGUCACAACAUGCAAGAAGACUUCAAAUGAUGCAUAUGAGCACCGAGAUGAAUGUAAUGAACAAAAAGAAAAAACGCCCGUGAUUGACUGUCUUGUGUGUAAGACGAAUGAUGGUAAUGAACUGGUUGACUGUGCCAAGAAGAUUGAUGUCAGUAAUCAAAAGCACACUGAAAUUCGAGGCAAAUGUAUUGAUCAUCUCACUGGAGGAUCAGACAUUUUGACGCGGUUGUCUGAGGAUAAUAAGAAGCAGAGUCGAUGUCUCGAAUGUGUGUGAAGCUGCACAAAUCACAACAGCACAAAUUAAAGGGAUAAAGGAUAUUUAAAAAAUCUAACCAUUUUUAAUCUGGGCACUGAAAUAGUUAAUAUAGUAGCAAAUAAUUAUGAAUUUUUUUUAAAUAACCACAUUUUGUUGUAUUACAAGUGAAAAGUGAUCUGAUUAAAUAGAGAAUUUGGGUUCAGGUCUUCACUGUUAUAAAAGGAAAUGUAGUGAUGGGCAAAGAUUUACUUUAUGAAACCGUGAUUACACACAUUAAUAAAUAAAGCACAUUUAAGAGGA